UGGUGCUCCUGAUGACAGAGAGGACGUGUUUCAGGGAGCUGGUGGUAGUGAAUGGACGUAACAGCGCAGAGAAGGAUGGCAGCCGUGCUGGAGGACACGCUGCCCGAGGAGGAGAGGGAGUUUCAGAAGAUUAUAGCUUUGAUCGGAGGUAAAGAGAGGAUUUAUCUGGUGAGCGAUGCGUGUACAAGUAAAGAGGUGGACGGGGAUGACGCUGGAGUCCUGCAGGAGUUUAUCCAGGACAUGUUUCACAGCAGCAGCCCGGCGAACAGCAACGGACAGCUCCAAGCCUCUCCGACAAGCCUUCCCGGCGAGACUGCAAGCGCAAACCCCAUCUGCGGCAAGACAGGAGCUGUUAAAAGCAAUGAAAUCCCUCUAACAGCGAGGCCUGAGGAGUUGGAUUUGAGAGAGGACGAGAAGAAGGAGAAGCGUCUCGAUGGCAACGCUCAGAAAACAGCAACGAGGAGGGCAAACAUUCACAGCCUGAAACGAACCAUAGACUCUCCUGUCAUCAUAUUCCUCUUCAGACAGACUUUUCUCAGCAAACAAUCCAACAAAGUGUGCUUAAAGGAGACGUUGAAGGACGUGAAGGCGCGUACGAAACGUGCCAGACUCAGCAGACCAGCUCUGAUUGGAUUAAUCCGCACCAGAGAGGAGAGCGAUGAGACGCAGCAGUGUGCGCAGCUCCUGGAGCGUCUGAUCCGCUCUGUGUUCACCAGACAGUCUCCAGAGACGAUAUGGGUCGGCUGUUUCAUCCCGAAGACAGAGGCCAACAUGCUCAGCAUCAAGAAAAACACCUGCAAAGUUAUAUACUCGUCUCAAACAGCAGAUAAUACCAGGGAUAGAGGGAACCCGCUUCUCAGGCCAUUCCAAUGUUUGUUCUGGGCUCAGAGAAGACGCCAGGCCACCAACUCUACAACAGGCAGGCAAAGAGGUGAUACUGGAAGUAAAGAAGAAGGCAUCCCUCUGAAAACCAACUCCUUGUCUGCUGGACCUCAUGUGGAUGGACAGUCAGCUGGAGGAGACAGCUGAUGUCAUGACACAUGACCUGUGGCUUCAGGCGUAUCACUGCAGACAAUCUGGUUUUAACUGUGAAGAAAACGUUGGCAUCGUGGUGCCACAGAGCCUUACUACAUGUUACAGUGUUUCUUCAUAGUGUUCAAUAUUCCCACUGCUGAGCCGACAUGAUUCUUGUCUUGAAGCAAUAUGUCGCUUAAUAGUCAAAUCUGUUGCCAUCUUGCUGUUUACACAUUAUCUUUGAUGUACAAUGGUAAAAGGGAUUUACUGUGUAUGUUUGGGGCUGAUUCAAGUACUCAUAUGAACUACAUCACAUCAUUUAACACCAUUUUUGAAGCCUAGAUAGAGAUUUGUCUGUUAUUUUAGUACAUGUUGAAACUGCAGUAUGGCUAGGUUACAGCAAAAGUAGGCCUACACCUUUAACAUGAUGUGCAUAGUUAAGUACAGGGCUGGAUUGGUAACUGGCCCCAGAAACCCCAGUGGUUUCAAUAGGCUUAUUGUGUCAUGUGGAAUAUACAUCACCAAAGCACAACAUGAACGGACAUAAUAAGGGCCUUAAGUGAGGUCCUGCUUCACUAAUAGGUCCCCAGCAGGUUAAUCCAGCCAUGGUCAAGCAAUGUGAAUCUUUUCUCUCUUUUUUUCAUGUUCAUUUCUUAGAAUUAUGUGCCUUAGAUGAGUGCUAUUGACAAGAGCAUUAUCUGCAAUAGAAUGUAGAUGAAACUACUUUUCACUUUUUAUGUAUUUAUGUAGGCUACUGGUCUGUACAUUCGUAUAAAUAUGUAAAUAAACACAUUUAAGCUUGUGUGCAGCUCUGUUGAAAA
Sebastes umbrosus (honeycomb rockfish) is the source of this 1835-nucleotide messenger RNA. RefSeq lists its product as uncharacterized. The record is from RefSeq and is a predicted model, not a curated record. The transcript has 3 exons. The coding region runs from base 52 to 1029 and encodes 325 amino acids. Lineage: Eukaryota; Metazoa; Chordata; Actinopteri; Perciformes; Sebastidae.